Molecule: messenger RNA, 741 nt
Organism: Osmia lignaria (orchard mason bee)
Lineage: Eukaryota; Metazoa; Arthropoda; Insecta; Hymenoptera; Megachilidae
Source: RefSeq, a predicted model, not a curated record
AUGACUGCCCGGAAAACCACACUCACCGACAUCAUGGACGAGGCACUCGUGAUAGACAAAAACGACGCGAAAAUGAAAAAAUCAACCCCUCCAACUAAACCACCGGUCAACCCUUUGCCAGCAACCCCGCCUUCACCAUACGACUACAAUCGCACCUGGUCGGAAUGGCGGGAACCGCCACAACAAGUGCAACCGGAAUAUCCUAGCCACCCAUGCGGUUCUUGCUACACGAAUUCGGCCCAGCCCGCGGCCCCUCCGGUAAAUACGUGUCAAUCUCGGUACACAGCUCCACUAUGCGGGGCCGAAUGCCCACACGGUUGCGCCCCAUACAUGCCCCCGCAGCCUUCUUGGUUCUGCGGGUGUGGCCACGCUCAAAGGGCGCCACCUCAAGGCCCACGCUAUCAUAACCACUACCAAGCACACGGAACUCAAUAUUCAGGUCAAACGAAUUAUUCAAAUAAUUAUUCACGCGGUCCAAAUCGGCGCCAAGGACCUCGCCGACCGCCAGGAAAUAGCUAUCCUGAACGUGGGCGCGAUCCUCCGCCAAGACUAGAUAACAGGCCAUCGCGCGAUAGCACUCCAGACAGAGAAAAUUUAAACUUCAGUCGCGCCCGUUCACCCGCGGACAAUCGAGCGGGCGCAGCUUUUACGCCUCGCCGCGAUCCCCAACGGCCACAAGCGAGUCCCCAGGACUCUUACAGGCUCCUUCGCCGCGAAUCCGGAUCCGCUCAAAGGAACUGA